Molecule: messenger RNA, 1152 nt
Organism: Photinus pyralis (common eastern firefly)
Lineage: Eukaryota; Metazoa; Arthropoda; Insecta; Coleoptera; Lampyridae
Gene: Mob3
Product: MOB kinase activator-like 3
Exons: 4
Coding region: 406-1065 (219 amino acids)
Biological process (GO): signal transduction; positive regulation of protein phosphorylation
Cellular component (GO): cytoplasm; nucleus
Molecular function (GO): protein kinase activator activity
Source: RefSeq, a predicted model, not a curated record
UAUAACCAACAGGUGUUUCCUAAAGCCUUUUUAACUCAUUGCUAGAGCUUUCGGAGGUUUUUCUAGAGCUACACGUAGGCGUUUUCCAGAGCGUUGCAAAACUUCCAGAAACACAUAGGAAGGUUUUGAAACGAUAGAACAGGGUAGAUUUUAAUCAUGGAAUAAUUUGUGUGUGCAUUUCCGGUAGUUAGGGGCACAAUGAAAAAAGAAAUGCGCAACAUCACUUUUUUCCGAAAGUAGUUCCAAAAAACAGUAGUAGUUCUGAUGUGUGUGUACACCUUUGAACUAAAAGCGUCGAUCAAACGAACUAAUGUUGUUCUGUGGCUCUGAUGGAAUCCAUUUAAAUAGAUUUUUGAGAAUAGUAAACAAAAUGAUAUAAUACAACAUUUAAAAAUACUCAAAACGAUGGCCUUAAACAGUUUUCUGGACUUUUUCCAAAAAGGCAAGACCUUCCGUCCGAAAAAGAAGUUCGUGCACGGAACCAUCAGAUACAGCCUACACAAGCAGGCCUGCGCCAGCUUAAAUUCGGGUAUAAAUUUACGGGUAGCCGUCAGGCUGCCGCCUGGCGAAGAUCUGAACGACUGGGUGGCGGUGCACGUAGUCGAUUUUUUUAACCGCAUCAAUCUCAUCUACGGCACGAUCUCGGAGUGCUGCACGCAGCAGUCGUGCCCGACGAUGUCGGGGGGCGCGCGUUUCGAGUACCUGUGGGCGGACGGAGACAAAUUUAAAAAGCCGACCCAGCUGCCCGCACGGGAGUACGUCAGUAACCUCAUGGACUGGAUCGAGACGCAGAUCAAUAACCAAACGCUAUUCCCGUGCACGUCCGAUCUGCCCUUUCCGAAGAACUUCAUUAGCCACUGCAGCAAAAUUCUGGCGAGAUUGCAUCGCGUCUUCGUUCACGUUUACAUUCACCACUUCCAGAAUAUAGUCACAAUCGCCGCUGAGGCCCACGUGAACACGUGCUAUAAGCACUUCUAUUAUUUCGUAACCGAAUUCGAACUAGUCAGUCAGAAGGAAUUGGAGCCGCUGGCGGAAAUGGCGGCCAAAAUUUGUAACUCAGCGUAAGGAUCUUAUUUUAAUUACUACGAUAUACAUUUGUAGACAAUUAACCCACUUAUAAAUAAACAAAAAGCCUACUAGAUAAUCACACGA